UUCUCGCUUCAUGUAGGAUUUUUUAAAUCGCUACAUUUCUGUCCUCAUCUUUGAUCAAAUUAAGAACAGUAACAUAUUUUGCUUUGAAGAAUAUGUUUUUAAUAUCAAAUCUGGGAUUAGAUAUGAAUUAUCUUACCACGCCCCAGUUAUUGCGCUGUUUUGAGUGUUCCACGGCCGAUAGGAAAUUAGUUCGAUAAUCGGUAGUAGAUAGCGGUCUUUCGCUGCAGUUGCAACAUACGCGCUUGCAGAGAGCAUCGCAGAAGACAGGGUGCAAAUGACAGCGUCCGGAUGAAAUUGGAAUUUGUACCCAGCCUAGAACAAUCUGUGCAUUAUCGAUCCGAUUUGGAAAAAACUAAUUUAUAUGAUUUCCCCCGUUUUUAGUUAGGAGUGUCGCGUGUUCUGUGAUUGGCGGAGGGAGGUUACUCUUUCACAAAGCGGGUAUGUGUUGGCUUGUUCAAUAAAUCCAGCAGAGAAGCAUUAAUGUGGAACAUAACAUUAGCAACUUUUUGUUUGGAUUAAGCGUUCAAAGCAGGAAUUGAGGAGAAUGGAGGACUAAUAUUUUGUUAGCUUAAAGAACCUGCGCCUCCCGCCAAGAAAAUCUGUGAAUGAAAAAUCCCGGGGAGCGUGCGUACAGCUCGUGAACGCGGGACCUUUAUUUACAUGCAUUUUAUACAGUGAUCUGAUGGGAUUCGAUGACUUCAUUUGUUCCAUAUGGACGUUAUUAACCGUUGGAUAUUUCGUUCAAAUCGUGGAAUGCACACAAAACAGGUGUAAUAAAAGUACAGAUCGAGAAUGCAGCGACGGCGAGUUUGUCGCACAUCUAUAUUCAAAUCCAGAUGCAUUAUGGGAUACGUUUCCUUGCCCGCCUCCAUGGAAACCAGAGCUGAUUCUGGAGUUGCCAUGGAAAGAUCGCCUGGGUGAGGAAGAUGGCGACAGGCUCCGUCAGAGACUGGCCAGCCGGUGUGGCCUUGACCUAGUCAAACUACAGGCAGUGGCGCUACAGGACUCUCUCAUCUUCAGGGAUUGUGAUAUCUAUUGUUUUAUAGGAAUCCUUAUUGGAAUAUUGACAGUAUGUGUAUCCAUUGCCAUGGUAACUGUCAUCAUACGAAGAAGAAAGAAAUCUUCAAAAAAAGCAGAUAGUAGAAAAGAGACUAAGGUGUUUCUUACAACUACUGGCGGUGUUCAAACGAAAUUGAUAGACGGAGAAACCAGUCCGCCUGAAAAGAGCGAGAAGUGGACUAUGGGCUUUUCUCGUUUUUGGCGGAAGUCUAAUAUUUAUGAGUCUAAUGAACCAAAUGGUCACGUGAAAGAUAGAUCCGAAAACGAGUCUCUGACCCACAGUGGAGCAUACACAUCGAACACGUACAGUACUGUUAAAGAUGGUGAAAACAGCUCUUCUUAUCCGUUGUCAGAUUUGACGUCCAGAAACCUACAUUUUGGUGAAGAUAUAAUGUUAGAAUUCAAGGAAAAGUACGGGCUUCGAAAUUCUGAAACAUCUAAUGGUUAUCAAACCAAGAAAGUUAGUUCUCCAGUGAGUAAUAUGUUGUAUGACAUCCGCAGUCCCAACCCUUCUGUCAGUAACGCCAUGUACCAAAGUAACUGUCAAUGUGGGUCUUGUUUUCUUCAGUCACCAAAUCAAAUCCCGCGUAGUUGUCCGUGCAAUAUUUGUAGCCAAUCAAAUUCCUCCAUUCCAUUUAGAGGACAGUUUGUGGAUGCAAGACAAAAUAGUGUUAGUGCAUAUCCUUCGUCUUGUCAGCAAUGCAAUUCUGAAAAUGUUAUCGGCUAUUGUCGAUCGGACCAUUAUGAUUUCGAGAAAUUUCCGUACGCAGACGACAGAAUAAAUUCAGGUGUUCAGAAUCAUUCCACAGCUUAUAUGGAUCAAGAAAAUGCUUCUUUCCGCGUAAAUAGCGCUUGUAGUUGUAAACAAUGUGUUCAGCAGAAAAUGAUGGCGUCCGAUGAAGACCACUCGACGUAUUCUACAGGAAGUGACGUCUAUGGCGUCCCGAAAACCGCCAUGAAUUAUCCCAAAGAUAUACAAUGUAGUUGUCGACAAUGUAUGCGGAUGAUUCCCAUAGCUGCUUAUACCAAACGACUUUCAAGGAAUGGGGAAUAUACAAGGGACGAAACAGAUAUGGAAAUCAUGCCGGCAGAAGACAUCAAUACCGAUGGACCGGAACACAGAAAGCGCAAGCGCAGUAAACCAAGACCACCUAUAUCGUCGACAGCUUCCUCGUCAGAUAACACGGGAAGUGAGAAGUCGUUUAGAAGUGGAAAACUAAAAACAAACGGUUCCCUUUUCAAUUCAAAGUUAAUCAACAGAUAAUGUCGCUAAUAGUGAUAGACAUUAGACCAUGCUAAAUGACGGUGUAUAUCUCUUGGAUCAGGCGCAAUGCAUCCAUAGAAAUUACCAGACAAACUACGACAAACGAUGGGAACCCGCUUCCUUUAUUAAUGUCUGCUUAUCUGCCUUAAAGCGGUGUUCUAUUUCGGGAAAGUGCAAUCAAAAAACAUUUAAAUCUUACAGUUUAAAUUAUUGCUACGUGUAUUGGGCUUUCGUUGUAUUUUUCCAGCUGAAAGUCAUUAUGUAUGUACAUGUAAUAAAUUGUAAAAUACAAAAUGCC
This is a messenger RNA of Magallana angulata, 2621 nucleotides long. RefSeq lists its product as uncharacterized. Lineage: Eukaryota; Metazoa; Mollusca; Bivalvia; Ostreida; Ostreidae. The transcript is spliced from 4 exons. Bases 683 to 2323 code for a protein of 546 amino acids. The record is from RefSeq and is a predicted model, not a curated record.